UGGCGGCUUACAUGUGCCGAUUUUGUAAUCAAGCUAAUUUCCUAAGACAAAGCGCAAAAACRARGAUUUUACGGUAYACCUUUGCGUCAAAUAGCUAUAGAAACUAUACCACUCAUCAAAAAGYUAAGAAAUUCAAAAAUUACUGGACAUAUAUAGGUUUAUUUACCGCCGGGGCAUUCGGCUAUGGACUUUACAAGUUUUCUCCGUACAAUUUCAACACAAUUCGAAUUAAAAUUCCUUGUCUUGARGCAAGRACUAUAGAGAAUGAUAAUCUACCGCCUUCCAAAAGGUUCAACUUCAUAGCUGAUGCUGUAGAAGCGGUUGAACCAGCAGUUGUUUAUAUUGAAGUCACUGACGGCCGAGUUGCGGGAUUUUGGGGUCGUCACGCCGGACCUACAAGUUCUGGUUCGGGAUUUUUCGUCACUGAAGAAGGGYUAGUUCUCACGAACGCUCAUGUGGURGCAAAUGCWGUUGAUGUGACUGUUAAGUUGAGAGAUGGACGUCAAUUUAAGGGARUUGUUGUGGACAUUGAYCUUGUGAAGGAUUUGGCUGCCAUUAAACUGAAUGCACCUCAGGGAUCCAAAUUCCCAACCAUCCAAUUGGGUUCAUCUUCGUCCAUAAGGCCUGGUGAAUGGGUUAUUGCUAUGGGAAGUCCWUUAACACUUAGUAAUACCAUCACAGCUGGGAUAGUUAGCACUGUACAUAGAGGAGGCAAGGAGCUAGGCUUACAUAACAGCGACAUGGAGUAUAUACAGACAGAUGCAGCAAUUAAUGUUGGCAACUCGGGAGGUCCAUUAGUUAACUUGGAUGGUGAAGUAAUUGGUAUUAGUGCCAUCACUGUCAAGUUUGCUGCAGGGAUAUCAUUUGCAAUCCCUAUCGAUGCUGUUAAAGAAUUCUUAGAAGGAGCAAAGAACAAGAAAAGCUUCAUCAGAAGUGGCCCUCAUCAAAGAAUUCUGAGUCCAAGCCAACGUUGGUACAUAGGWAUYACSAUGCUAACACUCUCRCCACAAAUACUGGAAGAGCUUCAAAGAAGAGAUUCUAAUUUUGAUAACCUCAGCGGAGGAGUUUUAGUGGCAGGUGUCAAUCAUAGAUCUCCUGCUCAUGUAGCUGGCCUUAGAUCUGGAGAUGUCAUCACACAAAUUAAUGGAAGCAAAAUUUCAUCCUCUCAAGAGAUCUUUGAGUUUGUCAAGAAAGGAGUACCCCUCAARAUGGAUGUACAAAGAGGAAGCAAAAUAGUGUCAUUGACUGUGGAACCUCAAGUUGUAGGAUAGUAACUCUUCAACUCAGACAGAAUCCUGAUUUUACAAUCUCUCUUUGAUAGACAGGUUUUCAUACCAUGAAAAUAUACACUUUAGAGAUCCAUUAGAAUUUUGAGGGGGGUGGGGUUGAAGAUUUUGAAGUAAAGAUCCUGCACAGGCCAAAGGGCUGAAAAAAAAAUUCCUGCAUUAAAGCUUUUUGUAAAUUUACAAGAAAUUUAGUUAACAAAAAAACCUAAGUCCAUACUAGUAAAAAAAAAUAUUGCACAGACAAAAUCUAACCCCCACCCCCUUAAAAUUCUCUUUUGGAACAAUUUUCUCUGUCUUACUGAUGAACCACACUUUGACUAUUACACUUCCUUUUCAUGUGUUAAUGAAAGCCACUCUCGAAGUACUUGGUUGGCUAUCUUUCAAAAUAAAAAAACGAGAACUGUAUAUUUUAAUAUACAGUUCAAUACUUAAAAGUAUUAACCUUGGCCAGAUAUAGCCUCCUUCUCAAGCAAAUCUUUUUUCCCUCUUUGGGCUACCUUUGUAAUGGUCAUAUUCAAGACUUUCCAYAGGCAGGUUCAGUGACCACAAACAAAGAAUUGAACAGAGGCAUCAAGUUACAGUGAACAUUAAAAAAAAUAUAUCUGUGAUCAGUGUUCCUUGACGCCUCGGCUCAAUGCUUUGUUUGUGGUCACUGAACCUGCGUAUGGAAAGUCGUGAAUUUACAGUUCAGGAAUAUUGGCAUACUCUUCUUUGUUUGCUCYCAAUCCCCCUCUUCUGCCUCCCAGUAAAAGACAGGAAGCCCAUGACCUAUGAGUGAGGUUAGGUCAGAGAGAUUCAAUAAUUACUUUUAGAAUACAUGUUCCAUGAACACAUUUUGAGAAAAUAAAGUUUUUAUUCAGUGUUUUUA
This is a messenger RNA of Exaiptasia diaphana, 2154 nucleotides long. Its product is annotated as serine protease HTRA1B. Gene Ontology annotation, molecular function: serine-type endopeptidase activity; protein binding. The transcript is spliced from 5 exons. NCBI's taxonomy places the organism in Eukaryota, Metazoa, Cnidaria, Anthozoa, Actiniaria, Aiptasiidae. Gene Ontology annotation, biological process: proteolysis; positive regulation of apoptotic process; programmed cell death. The coding region runs from base 12 to 1271 and encodes 419 amino acids. The record is from RefSeq and is a predicted model, not a curated record.